This is a messenger RNA of Dioszegia hungarica, 1416 nucleotides long. RefSeq lists its product as uncharacterized. The record is from RefSeq and is a predicted model, not a curated record. The coding region runs from base 1 to 1416 and encodes 471 amino acids. The transcript is spliced from 3 exons. Lineage: Eukaryota; Fungi; Basidiomycota; Tremellomycetes; Tremellales; Bulleribasidiaceae.
AUGUCCGCGCUGGUCCUAGAUGCGGCUGAAGCAGCUCGAGUGCAGAGUCUGUGGAAUACUAAGUUCCACUUCCACACCUCCAGCCCUGUCCCAUCCGAAGAUGUUAUCUCCGCUCUCACCAUCCGCGGCGGCACCGUCCUCCCCACGCUCCUUUCCCCAAUCCACCCAACAGCCAACCUAGUCAUCAUCGCCUCCCCCAUCCACCUCACACCCAUCGUCCACCCCCUGCACCGCAAGAUCAACUUCCACAUCCCAACCACCCAACUCGCGGACUUUAUCAAUACCUCGGAUAUCCAGGCACUCAUGCUGCGCGAACUGCGCGGUCAGGAACUGCCAUUCGUACUGCCUGUACCGGACGAGGCGAUGCUGGUACUCCGCACUGGGCGGAAAGAGGGGGAACGGACAAGGAGGUGGAGAGAGAAGAUGCGGGAGGGGUGUGCGUUCUUGGCGGAUAAAAAGUGGAUGUUGAAGAUGGAAGCUGUGGGGUUCGCUGAAGCGGAAGAUGUCGAGAUGACAGACGUCUCUGCCGAGCCUGCGGUUGAGGCGUUCUCCUUUCCGCCCGGCACCACCCUUGACCCGUCCUGUCUCGCCCCUCUCCCAUCUAGUACCCCACCCAGUACCUCACCCAGUACCCCACCCUCCGACCCACCGGCGGCGCCCUCUGGCACCUUCUGGGACGCCCCCCUAGCCCACCUGAGCGUCUCCGCCCCCACCAUCAACUUCAACCCACUCGACCCCCUCGGCUUAUUCUCCCCGCUCCCCUUCUUCCCAACACUCAGCGCCACACCGACCCACACCCCACCUCUUACACCGGUAGUAACGCCCACCCUCCUCCCUGCCCACAUCAGCCAGAUCCCGCCAUCACCCACCGCCCAUCCGAGCCCGGACGGGAAACACCGACGUCGGCGGUCCCGCUCCGGCGCUCCAGCCCCCGAGGCGACGGCUGCAGACAUGUGGAACUACCGCCAGCCCGCAUUCCCCAGGCUGGGGUGCUUGUAUGGGAACUGGGAGGGGAAUGGCGCGCCCCUUCCUCGUCCUUUGUGGAAUACCGGGCCGGGGUGUUUGAACCUGCAUGCGGCGUCAACUGGGACGGAGAGGAAGAAGAGCCAGGUAUUUGGUUCGAGGUGGGGGAUGGGUAUGGGGGUGGAGGAGGUCGGAGCGAGUGGGGCGGACACGCCAAUGAUCGUUCUUACGCCGCCAUCGCCUGAUUUGGGGAUCGUGGAGCCCCCUCAUAAUCCUUACAAACGCCCGGAAGAGCCGCAUUUGCUAUUUCCGCCGAUGGGCCCAAUGAAGAGAAAAAGGACGCCGGAGGAGAUGGCGGAGAGGUACGCUAGGCAUGCAGAGAGAAGGGCGGGGGCGGAGGAGGCUUCUAGGGCGUGGGUGGAGAAGAUGCGGUUGGCGACAAGGGCGAUGUAG